Molecule: messenger RNA, 1974 nt
Organism: Dujonia railenensis
Lineage: Eukaryota; Fungi; Ascomycota; Pichiomycetes; Serinales; Debaryomycetaceae
Source: the annotation of a GenBank genome assembly
AUGUCUGAUAUCACUCAGCAAAUGAACAAGCUUUCAGUUGGCGGUGGAGAAUCCUCUAACGGCCAGCAACAAGCAUCAUCAUCAUCCAACGGUGGAUACGUGCCACCACACCUCCGUGGAAGUGGAAGAGGUGCCGGUAGAUCAUUCGGCGGCGAAUCCAACGGAGGAUUUGGCGGUUCGAACAACCGUCGUGGCGGUGGAUACGACAACAAUCGUCGUAGCAACUUUGGUGGCAGUGGCGGCUACAGUAACGGAGGCUACAAUAACAACAACGGAGGCUACUCUGGCGGCUACCGUAGAGGAGGAUCAGGUGCCAGAGGCUUCGGUGGCCGUGGCCGUGGCUCAAGACCUGGUGAAGGUAGAUGGGCUGACGGUAAGCACGUCCCAGCUGAACGUAACGAAAAGUUAGAAAUCGAGCUUUUUGGUGUCAAGGAAGACCCAACUUUCCAAUCUUCUGGUAUCAACUUCGAUAACUACGAUGACAUCCCAGUUGAAGCUUCUGGUGAAGGAGUCCCAGAACCAAUCACUGCCUUCACAGCUCCUCCUUUGGACGAGUUGUUGGUUGAAAACGUCACCUUAUCCAGAUUCACCAAGCCAACCCCAGUGCAGAAGUACUCUGUCCCUAUCGUUGCUGGUGGUAGAGAUUUGAUGGCCUGUGCCCAAACUGGUUCCGGUAAGACUGGUGGUUUCCUUUUCCCUGUCUUGUCUGAAUCCUACAUGAGCGGACCAGCUCCAGUUACCGAAACUGGUGGUGCUUUUUCCUCUCACAAGGUUCACCCAACUAUCUUGGUUAUGGCCCCAACUAGAGAAUUGGUUUCCCAAAUUUACGAUGAAGCCAAGAAGUUCUCCUACAGAUCAUGGGUUAGACCAUGUGUCGUUUAUGGUGGUGCUGACAUUGGUCAACAAAUCAGAAACUUGGAAAACGGUUGCGAUCUUUUGGUGGCUACCCCAGGUAGAUUGAAGGAUUUAUUGGAAAGAGGCCGUGUUUCCUUACUGAAUAUUAAGUAUUUGGUUUUAGAUGAAGCUGAUAGAAUGUUAGAUAUGGGUUUUGAACCUCAAAUCAGACACAUUGUCCAAGAAUGUGAUAUGCCAGGUGUUGAAGCCAGACAAACCUUGAUGUUUUCUGCCACCUUCCCAAGAGAUAUCCAAAUGUUGGCCAGAGACUUUUUAAAGGAAUACAUCUUCUUGUCCGUUGGACGUGUUGGUUCCACUUCUGAAAACAUUACCCAAAAGAUCUUAUACGUUGAAGAUGAAGAAAAGAAGUCUGUGUUGUUAGAUUUAUUAUCUGCCAACGAAAACGGAUUGACUAUCAUUUUCACUGAAACCAAGAGAAUGGCUGAUAACUUAGCUGACUUCCUUUAUGAUCAAGGAUUCCCAGCCACUGCUAUUCAUGGUGACAGAUCUCAAUACGAAAGAGAAAAGGCUCUUGCUGCCUUUAAGAGUGGUACUGCACCAAUUUUGGUUGCCACUGCCGUUGCCGCAAGAGGUUUAGAUAUUCCAAAUGUUUCCCAUGUUGUCAAUUACGACUUACCAAGUGAUAUUGAUGACUAUGUUCAUAGAAUUGGUCGUACUGGUCGUGCUGGUAAUGUUGGUAUUGCUACCGCUUUCUUCAAUAGAAACAACAAGAAUAUUGUCAAGGGAUUAUUGGAUCUUUUAGGUGAAGCUAAUCAAGAAGUUCCAGACUUUUUAUCUAAAAUUGCCAGAGAAAGUGCCUUCGGUAGCGGUAGAGGUGGAUCUGCCCGUGGAGGUUCUCGUGGUGGAUCCAGAGGUCCAGUUAGAGACUUCAGAAGAGGUGGAAGCGGCGGUGGUUACGGUGGCCAAUCUUCCGGUGGAUGGGGAAACGAAGGUGGUUACUCAUCAUACGGCGGCCAAUCUUCAGGCAAUGGCCGUAGUUACGGUGGAAGCAGCUCUGGAGGAUACGGUGGAUCAUCUUCUUAUGGUAAUCCAUCAUCUUCCAACAACUCUUGGUGGUAA